This is a messenger RNA of Rhododendron vialii, 3174 nucleotides long. Its product is annotated as phosphoinositide phosphatase SAC2-like. NCBI's taxonomy places the organism in Eukaryota, Viridiplantae, Streptophyta, Magnoliopsida, Ericales, Ericaceae. The transcript has 16 exons. Gene Ontology annotation, molecular function: phosphatidylinositol-3,5-bisphosphate 5-phosphatase activity. The record is from RefSeq and is a predicted model, not a curated record. Gene Ontology annotation, biological process: phosphatidylinositol dephosphorylation. Gene Ontology annotation, cellular component: intracellular membrane-bounded organelle. The coding region runs from base 403 to 2826 and encodes 807 amino acids.
CACAAUUCUUUCUUUGUUGUUGUGUGGUUGAUCUCUCUCUCUCUCUCUCUAAACAGGAGACCUUCUCAGUCGUAUCUGUUUCGAUCUCUGCUACACAAACUACCACUAAAUACGUAUAUUAUACAGUCUUCUGUAUUUUUCCGAGCUUAUGUAUCUAGCAAUAGGCAGUAGUUGAACAGAACAUGUAAAAACAGUAUGGAAUAUCAAAUAGUCACUUGUGCAUAUAAGCUUUUACGUUUCAAUAUCACUGCAUAUUCGUUUGUAUUGUCUCAGGAUUUCAAGUUUUUUUUCGCGGCGAAGUCAUUGGCAAAGAGUAAUUCAUGUGUUUGAAGCAACAAAGCCAGGUUUUUGGGCUAAUUUGACCGGGAAUCCUUUGCUCUUUUGAGGCUCUGGAUUUGAGCUAUGGCGUCAGAUAAUGGGGCCAAAUCGAGUUCUCCCUGUUUGAAGAAUUUCAAGCUCUACGAGACUCGUUCGAAUUUCUACAUGAUUGGGUGGGAAAAGAGCAGAAAAAUUUGGAGAGUCUUGAAGAUUGAUAGAUUAGAGCCUUCUGAGCUGAACAUUCUUGAAGAUUCUGCUACAUACUCUGAAGUUGAAUGCUCUGACCUGCUUAGACGAGUACAUGAAGGAAACAAGUCAACGGGUGGGCUAAAAUUUGUCACCAUUUAUUACGGAAUUGUUGGCUUCAUAAAAUUCUUGGGUGCAUACUACAUGCUGCUUAUAACAAAAAGAAGGAAGAUUGGCACAAUCAGUGGGCAUGCAAUAUACGCCAUUACCAAGAAAGAGAUGAUUCCAAUUCCGCAUUCUACUAUUCGAGCAAAUAUGGGUUAUUCUAAGAAUGAGAACAGAUACAAGAAGCUUCUACAAUCAGUGGAUCUUACAAAGGACUUUUUCUUUAGCUACUCCUAUCAUGUCAUGCAUAGUGUUCAGAAGAACUUAUGUCAUCACGAGGCUGGACAAGUCCUUUACGAAAACAUGUUUGUCUGGAAUGAGUUUUUGACUCGUGGAAUCCGGAAUCACCUCAAAAAUACUUUGUGGACUAUAGCGUUGGUAUAUGGCUUCUUCAAACAGGUCAAACUUUCAGUGUCUGGGAGGGACUUCAAGCUGACACUCAUUGCUCGACGAUCACGUCAUUAUGCUGGAACCAGAUAUUUGAAACGAGGUGUAAAUGAGAAGGGCCGAGUAGCUAAUGAUGUCGAGACAGAACAGAUUGUGUGUGAAGAUGCUCCUGAAGGGUGCCUGAUGCAAAUAAGUGCUGUUGUGCAGAACCGAGGUUCAAUACCGCUUUUCUGGUCACAGGAAACUUCAAGAUUGAAUAUUAAACCAGAGAUCAUAUUAUCAAAGAAGGACCAUGAGUACCAUGCCACUAGACUUCACUUUGAGAAUCUUGUCAAGCGAUAUGGAAAUCCAAUUAUUGUGUUGAGUUUGAUAAAGACUCGUGAGAAGAAGCCUCGUGAAUCUAUUUUGCGGGCAGAGUUUGCCAAUGCAAUUGCUUUCAUUAAUAAAGACUUAACGGAGGAGAAUCGCUUGAAGUUCCGUCACUGGGAUCUGAGCAAAUACUCUAAAAGUAAAUCAACAGAUGUGCUGUCGCGUUUACACAAAGUGACUGCAGAUGCAUUGAACUUAACAGGCUUCUUUUAUUGUCAAGUAGCAGCACCUUCAUGCACUAAUGGAUUACUAAAUUUGUCAUUCUUUGAGAACAGUGAAAAAGGUGAUUGCUGUAUUCAGAACCUUUGUCAUAUUCCAAAGGAUGCUGACAGGGAAACGAGACAUGACAGUAGUGGCCUAGAUGCGGCUGGAAAUCACAUUGUCAAGCCUCCGAUGUUUCAAAGUGGGGUCCUAAGGACCAAUUGCAUAGACUGUUUAGAUCGCACAAAUGUUGCUCAAUAUGCUUAUGGGUUGGUUGCACUUGGGUAUCAGCUCCGUGCUUUGGGUUUCAUAGAAAGCCCAAAUAUUGACCGGGAUUCCCUUUUGGGGGCGGAUUUAAUGAAGCUCUAUGAGACAAUGGGUAACACACUUGCACUGCAAUAUGGUGGAUCCGUAGCACACAAUAAGAUAUUCUCGGAGAGCAGAGGUCAGUGGAAAGCGGCUACUCAAUCCCAAGAGUUCUUCACAAAUCUACAGCGAUACUACAAUAAUGCCUAUGUGGAUCCUGAAAAGCAAGACGCCAUCAAUGUGUUUUUGGGCCAUUUCCAGCCGUGUCAGGGUAAGCCAGCUCUUUGGGAGAUGGAUUCAGACCAGCAUUACAGUAUUGGAAGGCUUAGUUUUAAUUUUGCAGAUGAAAGUUCAAGGUCAAUUUUAAAGAGGUCUCUAUCGGAGGGCAACAUCCUUUCUGAAAACAACUCACCUAUGGAAGCCACUGAUGUUGGACAGAAGGAAGAUAACUACAAUCCUUUGCCUGAUAUGACACAAGGUGGUGAAAGGGGCCUUUCAGAGUCAACACCAGAAAUUUCAACUGGUGAAAGAGAACUAUCUUAUCCCAGGUAUACUCCCUCAGUAUCUUCUCUGAGGAUUUUUCCACAGCUGGACCGAUAUCUAGAAGGUGAUCCUAUCCAUCUAAAUGAACAUCGGGAUUCAUCAAACUGUUCCAAUUUUUUUGACGAAGAUUGGCUUUCUUCAUCUGAAAAUUCAAGUGAAGAAGAAGCAUAUGAAAGAUCUACACUCAUAAAAGCCGGCAUGUCGUGGAAUAGUGUCUUAACUGGACUUGAGACGGAAUCAAGUGCUUCUGCUAGUGCAUCUGGGUCCAGCAUGAAGAACUCAGAGAUUCUUGCCGGAUUUUCCGAUAGCUUCGUGCAAUGGGUUACUAACGGAGAGACGAUGUUCCACUGAUGUUUUGCUCAAAGAUUUUUAUUUCUUGCCAACAACAUAUCAUUCAAUCUACCCCCGUCCGAAGGAUGCGUGUGGAUUUCUCAACAGAAUAUAUAUUACACGAGAAAAAUCGGCCAUAACAUGUUCAAAUCUUGUACAUUUGCAGCAUUUAACCUUAUCAUUGACUGAGUAGACAGCAAUGGCUAAUUGGUUUCUUUCGAGUUUAUUUCGACCUUGUAAAUAUUUAGUUGCACUGAUUACAAUUUUCCUCUGCAUUAACUUAAAAUUGUUCACCUCGAAGUGUAAUAACCUUGUUCUAAUUAUGUCUUAUGUAAGCACUGCAGUAAUAUUAAAAGGUUCAUGCUAUCA